This is a messenger RNA of Pseudophryne corroboree (corroboree frog), 2977 nucleotides long. RefSeq names its product NXPE family member 2-like. The coding region runs from base 134 to 1759 and encodes 541 amino acids. Lineage: Eukaryota; Metazoa; Chordata; Amphibia; Anura; Myobatrachidae. The record is from RefSeq and is a predicted model, not a curated record. The transcript has 6 exons.
GGAGGGGGCGGAGCUACAUGGACCGGAAUGGGCGGAGCUAAACGGGACAGAAGGGGCGGAGCUACACGGACCAGGCUGCUGCAGUGCUGUACUGAGGGAGACAGUGGCUUAGGAGACUUCUGCACCAUACAGGAUGAAGAUAUCUUUCAGAUCUGUGGUGGCUGUGGCAGUCAUAGCUUCCAUCCUUCUCAUGGCAAUUCGGCAGAAUAGAGUGCAGAUCCCUAAAAUAAACAUGCUUCAAUUGUGUAACUGUCAAGCACAAAAAGAAUCAUGUGACACGAUCUCUCCCCUAAGCCCUAUGGAAACAGAUGAGACAAUUGAGGACAUUUUCAACAGGAUGGAGAAACUCAUCCCCCAGAACAGCAUAGAUCGCAUAGAAGAGGCAACUAGUGCAGAAGAAACAAAGGCAACUAUCAUUGACACUAAGGAAACGUAUUGUCUCGGGAAUCAGCUGCAUGUAACAGUAGAGGCUUAUGAUUAUUCUGGUAAAAGGAAAUCUUACGGUGGAGACUAUUUAAGAGCCAGAAUAUAUUCACCAACUACAAACAGUAGCGCAAGUGGGAGCGUUGUAGAUAAUAAUGAUGGGUCUUACUUGAUAAAGUUCACUUUAUUUUGGGAGGGUUCUGUGCACAUAUCUAUUUUACUAAUGCACCCGAGUGAGGCUGUUUCUGCCUUAUGGAGAGGAAGGAAUCAGGGCUUUGCAAAUAUUAAGUACACUGGGAAUUUUACCAGUGCCACCGAGUACGUGAACAGCGAAUGUGGCUUUCAGCUGGACACAGAGAGAGAGGUCUGCCGGUAUAUGGACAAAAGGGAUCGAGAGGCUUUUUACUGCAUUAAACCCCAAGAUUUCCCUUGCGAGGCCCUGACCCAUAUGAAUUCUGUCAAUCGGGACCAUUCGUAUCUUACAGAGGUGGAGCAGAUUCUUCUUAACAGGUCAAAUAUUGGUUUAGAGAUUUCCAAACUUUUAAAGCCAAUCAAAGUUAUCAGCUGCGGCAAGAAACAAGUUUCACCAAAUGGAAGGUGCAGGAUGGGUUCUUAUCACCCUAUGCCUAGUGGUUAUUUCCACUACAACGUGUGGAAUCCCAUACACUGUAAAAUGACACAAUUCACUGAAAAUGACAAUCUGAAAGCCUUUCUCAAGGGCAAAAAGCUGUUCCUUUUAGGAGAUUCUACUGUCCGCCAAUAUAUAAGACACUUUGCAGAAAAUAUUAACAUUGUGGAUUAUUUCAACCACACAGAAGACGAGAUGCAGUCCUGGCAAAAGACUCUUCUAGCAAUUAACCUGGAGAAGUUUAUUUAUGUCCAGUGGAAGAAGCAUACUUUUCCAUUUGUCAGCAAGACCUUCUACUCCAUCAAAGAGGAUGCCUACAUGGCCAGGCAGAUUGACCAAAUCGGUGGAGGAGUGAACACCAUCAUCGUCCUCACCUUGGGACAGCACUUUAGGCCUUUCCCACUCCGUACUUUCAUCAGGUCCGUGAUAAACGUUCGCAAGGCCAUAGAGAGGCUCUUCCUCCGAAGCCCGCGCACUAGGGUGAUUAUCAAGGAAGAGAAUGCCCGAGACAUGGACAUCGAUAUGGAGAGGUUCAGUGACUUCCAUGGUCAUGUCCAGUAUCUGGUACUCAGGGAAAUUUUCAAUGGUUUGAAUGUUGGGUUUGUAGAUGGCUUGGAUAUGAGCAUCGCUUAUGCAUGCAAUGUCAUCCACCCUCCAUUAGAAGUUCUAGAGAACCUUAUCAGCAUGUCCUUCACACAAGCUUUAUAAAUAGGAUCAUAGUAGAGGACUUCCGACCAGGGGCAUAACUUAAUUCCAGAUGCCCUUAGGCAAGUUGGAAUUUGUUGCCAUCCUUAUUUUUUUAAUUUAUUUUUUUAAAGAGGGAAAACAAAUGUGGUGUGUGUGUGUGUGUGUGUGUGUGUGUGUGUGUGUGUGUAUGUGUGCGUGCGUGUGCGUGCGUGUGUGUGUGUGUGUGUGUGUGUGUGUGUGUGUGUGUAUAAACACACAUGACCUACAUAAUUAUAUAGAUAGCACUCUCACCUGGUCUACAAAGACAGGAUCUCGCAGUGAAUUGGCAGGACUCCAGCUACACUGUGUGACAAUUGCUGGUGGGUCAGGUCUCGCUGUCCAGCAGCAGCGGUGGGUGCACCAUCACAGGCUGAGUGGUAACAGGCAGGGGCCAUCCUGUGCCAUAGUGCAGGUGUUAGCAGGGCUCCUGAGACAGAGCAGAUUAACUCUGCAGCAGCAUCAGGUGCACUGCAGAGCACCACUGGAAGAGCAGCGGACACACUUGGAUCCCGCUGUGAACCACAAAGGCUCUGCCUUCAGGGCUCGGAGCCCGGAGGCAGGUGUCUUCAUUGCCUCUGAGAGUUACACCCCCUGCUUCCUGCCUAGAUGAUUUAUUAUUGGCAGAAUAAUGUUUUGGCAGACCGUAUGGGUGGAUGUGAUUGCUAUGUCAGGUUACAUAAAUAUCAUAGUAUUCUACAUCCACUCCCAAGAUAAAACCAACCCUUCCUUACUGGUACAAUUCUAUUCAGGUACAAAGGUUUCAAUUGUGAUUAGAAACUUAUGAAAUGGAGACAGAUAUAAAGUGAACAUGACUGUGUAAAGAAUUUUCAUGUGUAUAAAGGGACUGUAAUAAAAUGCAUAUAUUUAUUAUUUGACUUUAAAGGCCAAUGAUUAUAACUGUAGAACAUACUGUACAUACUCUAAAGUACACUACAGUGGUCAGUGAGAGUUUCAGGGUUGCAGCUGCAAAACAAGAACAUUCUCUUAUGUACGUUUAGUAGUGCUACAGCUCCAUCUUGUGACAGUUUCAUAUUACUGCAGGCUAAGAACCUCAACUGGACUAAAAUAACUUUGAAAUCAAACAAUACAAGUGGAAAACAAACUGAAUAAACAGAACUUUUGAACGACCACCAAAGUUUGUAUUAGAAAGUAUUUUGAUUACUGUGUAACUUCUUAUCUAUUAUUUUGUUUUCUUGCAAA